Priapulus caudatus is the source of this 1223-nucleotide messenger RNA. RefSeq names its product leucine-rich repeat and fibronectin type-III domain-containing protein 4-like. The record is from RefSeq and is a predicted model, not a curated record. Gene Ontology annotation, cellular component: extracellular matrix. The coding region runs from base 13 to 993 and encodes 326 amino acids. Gene Ontology annotation, molecular function: protein binding. The transcript is spliced from 5 exons. NCBI's taxonomy places the organism in Eukaryota, Metazoa, Priapulida, Priapulimorpha, Priapulimorphida, Priapulidae.
GAUGGUCACGAUAUGUCCAGCAGCGAAGCGUUCAGCGUCAUGGAGGCGUUGCCCCGUGACGUCACCUACGCUAGCAUCGUUCUGCAUGGGUUCGAUGACAUGGAGGAGGUGCCCGAGAACGUCUUUCGCGGCCUGCACUUUGAUCACGGUUCGUUGAUGAUUGAUACAAGUCAUCACCACGGGGUGGCGCCAGUGCUGCACCCUGCCUCUUUCGCUGACAUUGAUGACUUGGACGAACUCCUGCUUUGCUAUAUGAAGCUGACUGCCGUGCCAGCAGUCAUCUUCCCUUCCAUCCAAGACAGCGUCGUGACAUUGAACCUAGCCGGCAACGCGAUCACUAUGCUACUUCAGGGAGCCUUCGCGGCGCACGGUCACCUCCUGCACCUCAUCCUUGCUGAGAACAACCUGAAGUACAUCAACGAGUGGGCGUUCACUGGCAUGCCUGAACUGCAUGCUCUCGACCUGACCUCUGCCGGUAUCGACUACCUACAUCCGGGAACCUUCAGAGACGCCUGGCAUCUGGAGAUCUUGAAACUUGCCGGCAACAGGCUUGUGUCACUGCAACCGGGCGUGUUCGCUGGACUUCACAACGUUGAACACCUAGACUUCAGUGGCAGCCAGAUUGCUUGGGUGGGACCAGGCGCCUUUGAUGAUACCGAGGGCAUCCUGAGGGUGGAUUUGCCCGGCCAGCAGAUCUACUGGAUUGGAGAAGACGCUUUCAGAGGGCUGAGAGAGAUCGAGGAACUCAACCUGUCUGACAACCAUCUCAACACCCUCACUGAAGAGGCGUUUGAUGAGCACGUGCUUCAUCACCAUGGCCACCACCACGGUCACAUACAUCUAGAUAUCACGGGUAACCCGAUCAACUGUGUCUGCAACAUCAACUAUCUGCUAGCCCAUCCAUUCUCCACCAGCGGAACGUGCAGCGCUCCACAAAACAGGAUUGGCACUUCACUGAGCGACCUCACCAACACUGUACUCGACUGCCCUUAAAGAGCAGACGUCGGCAGGUGGCGCUGAAGACGCUGCAUCACUGACCAUCGUGGAUUCAUUUAAAUUGCACUGUUACGUCACUUGUUUGUGUUUGUUGUGAGAUUAUUAAUAUUUAUUAUUUACAUAUAUAUUUACUAAUAAUAACUAUUGUUGUUGUUGUUCGUUGUGAUGCGUAAAAAUGGUGUCGAUAUUACCGAUAUUAAAACAGCGUGAUAUUAUAUUGACACAAA